AUGAGAUAUGAGAUUUGGCGUUUGGUUGAUAGAUGGAUGUAUCAAGGAUUACACGAUAUGCCGGAAGAUCAAAAGAAUGAUGCUUUCAAACAAUCAAAACGAAAAUAUACCAGUAAGAGAAAUCUCACCCUUUCUCAACCAUUUACUGUGAAUUUGACGCACCUUAGUCAAAUUGGGAAUUUCACCAGUUUGAUCACCAAGUUGUUGACACCAUUAGAAAGCAGUAAAGAUCCUUUCACAAAAUUUUCAUUAUUAUUUCCUUGCGACUUAGGGUUGGGGUACAGACUUAAUAACUACAUUGGUGUUUGGCCAUACAUUGAGUUCUUGAUGAUAGAUGUUUUGCCAACUCACAAGAUAUUGGUAGUUCAAGAGACCGUUCCAACUUGCAAAGAAUCCUUUUAG
Molecule: messenger RNA, 402 nt
Organism: Candida tropicalis MYA-3404
Lineage: Eukaryota; Fungi; Ascomycota; Pichiomycetes; Serinales; Debaryomycetaceae
Exons: 1
Coding region: 1-402 (133 amino acids)
Cellular component (GO): nuclear pore
Source: RefSeq, a predicted model, not a curated record